CUCCACACAUCUAUAAAAAGAGCUUUCCUCCUAUGAGGAAGCAACAGCAGACCUUCUCCUACUGAGCAUUUCAUCACAGAGCAGAGAGAAAGCAGAGGAGGAGGAGAGGGAUCACAUUUAAGUGUCGCCACUCUGGAAGAUCUGUGGACAAACGGAGAAAAGCAAGAAGAUAAAUAGAUAGAAGUACUUUAUUGAUCCCAAUUUGGAGAAAAUAAAUUUGAGAGGAAAGGAAGGCUUUUGGAAAAGGCUGAAGAAGAUGGUGUGUUUAUGUUGGUUGUUCGUGGUGGUGAUGGCAUAUGUGUGUGUCCCUGGGUUCGGGUCAAAGGGCUGGGAAAGCUCCAUCUGCAACGACCUGAGCAACAAGGGGAGGAUACUGGACUGUAUUCACCUCUGCAUGUCUGUCAUUCAGACUGAAUUCCCACUCGGAGCUUUGGCCUUGAAGGUGAAUGAUGAAGACGACGACCUCUUACUCAGCAUCAUCCUGGCCACCCUGGUGUCUGAAAACAAAAUCUCAGAGUCAGGUGUGAAAGACCACACUGAUCUGCGACGCUCCUAUUCAAUGGAGCAUUUCCGCUGGGGCAAACCCACUGGCCGUAAACGCCGGCCAGUCAAAGUUUUCGCCUCCAGUCUAGAGGGAGGGGGCUCCUCUGAGGGCAGUUUCCCCCGUCAGGUGCGCCGAGAGCUGAGCGGCAACCAGGAGGAUGUGAGGGGGCAGUUGAAGGGAGGGAGUCAAAAGGCGAGAGUCAGCUCCAAGUCACAUUCGUUGGGCCCGCAGGAGAGGAAAGAUGGGACCUAUCGGAUGAGUCACUUCAGAUGGGGGAGCCCCACUGCCUCUAAACGUAAUGGCAGCUUUAAGAAACAGUGGGAGGGGAAAACUCGGGGGCAGCUGGCCAAGCUAUUCAAGAACAUUAUGGUGAAGGAUGUGCAGAGGAUAAUGGGCUGAAUGUACCACGGAGGAGGGGGGGUGGGGGGAGUCGCUGUUGUAGAGAGAAUCUAAUAGCCAUUGCAUGUCAGUAUCCACAGGUCUUUAUUUUAAAUUACAGACACUUGUCACAAUCAUUAGCAUGUUGUUGAAUGUAUAUUUCUGGGUCUCAUUAAAACCUCAAAUAAAGAUAAGAAACUAGGCAGUUCUUUGUUUGAUAAAUAUAACAAUGCACCAACAGCCUUGAGAGAUUUCUUGUUUUUCGUGUGGGAAUCAUCUUUAUUGAUCCUUAUGUUGAAGAAGAGAGAAUGCCAUUCCAUAGAAAGACGUGGGUGUGAAUGACAGCUUUUAAAAUCAUAUAUCCAGUUCAUUUACAGAGUUGUAUCUUUUUGUAAAUUAAUAUAAUAUUAAAGAGUAUUAUGUUUAUGGCAAACAAUA
Molecule: messenger RNA, 1360 nt
Organism: Eleginops maclovinus (Patagonian blennie)
Lineage: Eukaryota; Metazoa; Chordata; Actinopteri; Perciformes; Eleginopidae
Product: pro-opiomelanocortin-like
Exons: 3
Coding region: 257-943 (228 amino acids)
Biological process (GO): neuropeptide signaling pathway
Cellular component (GO): extracellular region
Molecular function (GO): neuropeptide hormone activity
Source: RefSeq, a predicted model, not a curated record